Molecule: messenger RNA, 3336 nt
Organism: Clonostachys rhizophaga
Lineage: Eukaryota; Fungi; Ascomycota; Sordariomycetes; Hypocreales; Bionectriaceae
Source: the annotation of a GenBank genome assembly
AUGGCGCCAUCACCAGCUUAUCACUAUAUUCCUGUCGGCUCCGUAUCAAUUUUACGGGAUCAAAGCAGUCUAGAAGCCGACUACUGGGGCUCGGAUCAUCUUCGACAAUGGAUAUGGCUUUCUCGAACAACAGAUAUACACCACCCGGGUUCAUCGACCCCCACUCAGCCUACAAUCCCUGAUGAGGCCCAGAGACAGCUUUUGGGCUCCCCAGAACUUAGCCACUACAGACGGCUAUUCCAAUACAAAUGGGCCAACCUCCAAUUUAGAAUACACAGUGCCAAUCAUGGCACCCUAAGGGUGUAUCUCCUCCCAGAUGAUGUAGCUCACCGCGCCAUAGACCGCACCGACGUUGGCUUGCAGAGAGCCAAGCAAGCUAUUCUAGACUCAAUAGACUACUCUUCUUCUGGAUGGAAUGGCCAUCCACCAGAUAUAUCUACAGGACCAGUACCCUAUCAGACAACUGACAUGGAUACGAACACUCAAGAGAUGACAUUGCUUCAGCUAUUCAAUAGGCUCAACUCGCCAAGUCCAGACCCAAACAUUGUUUCUAAUGCCGGAGCGCAAAACGGAAUGUAUUGCUUGCUGGAAAGCAGGGUAGAUGGCUUAAAGGCAGAUUUAUAUCCUCAUCAACGGCGCUCGUCGGCGUUGAUGCUUCAAAAAGAAUCCCAGCCAGGUCAAACUCUAGAUCCUCGGUUGCAACAUGUUCGAGAUCAGCAUGGCGGAGGCUGGUACGUGGAUCUCGUCACUGGUAGCAUUUUGACGGAGCCUCGGUACUACGAUGGUAUAUCGGGAGGGAUCUUGGCAGAGGAGAUGGGUUCCGGCAAAACCCUGAUUUGCCUCGCUCUGAUAUUGGCAACCAAGCAAGUCCCUGCCAGUGCUCCCGAGAUCUAUGGGGCAGGGCGUGCUCCUACCCGACCCAAGAUCGCCUCGCUAGCUGAGAUGGCUGCUUCGUGCGCAAACCGAAAUUCUGUUCCUUGGAAAACCUACUUCGACUCUUAUGCCUCGGAAUAUGGCUAUGAAUUCCCUGAGUGUGUCAAUGCGCUCGAGAGGAACCCUGGAUAUUACUUCGUCCCGGCACCAGAAACCCGCCGUUGUGCAAGGCAUAGGAGCCAAUACCCCCUAGUGGCCACCAAAAAGGUCUUCCUGAGUGCCACAAGCCUUGUGAUUGUUCCAAACAACUUGGUUAAUCAGUGGCGUGAAGAAAUUCUCAAGCACACUGAUGGCCUAAACACCCUUAUUCUGACCAAACAUACCGCGAUACCCCCAAGUGAGGACAUUAUCAAGUAUGAUAUGCUCCUAUUCUCUCAAAAUCGAUUCGAAAUGAUCGCGAGGGAACCUGGGGGGAUGGCCGGAUCGCCUCUAUCAAGAGUUCAUUUCAAACGUUGCGUAGUAGACGAAGGGCACAAGCUGGGAAACUCGAAGAUCUCUGCUCGAAGCGUGCUCCUCACCAAUCUUGACGAGUUACAAUGUACUUCACGCUGGAUAGUCACGGGCACACCCUCACACGGUUUAUUUGGACAAGAAAAUGGCGGGAUGGACACGGCAAGCCAGGUCACUUCCAACGGAAAUGAAUCUGAAGGGGGCCAUGAUUCGGAUCCACCUUCGAACAAGUUGGAAUCGAAGGACCUAGAGAGGAUUGGGUCGAUAACAGCACUCUACCUUAAAGCUCGACCGUGGGCAAACACUAGUACUGAACAAGGUGAUACCCUUGCCGGCUGGAACACUUAUCUGUUGCUUCCGAAGCACAGCCCGAGAAGCCGUGGCCGCUGGGACUGUUUGAACACAACUUUGAAUUCAUUGAUCAUCCGUCAUAAGGUGGCAGAGAUCGGAGAGCUUCUGCCGUCUGUAAAAGAAGACGUGAUAUAUUUGGAAGGGUCAUACCAAGACCAACUUAGCACGAAUCUCUUCUCCAUGAUGAUUAUAUUCAACGCAGUACAGUCGCAACGAACUGAUCAAGACUAUUUCUUCCAUUCAAAACAGAGGAGCAGUCUAUUGGAGAUUGUACAUAAUUUGAAACAGGCGAGCUUUUUUGGAGGCUCUUUCUUUUCAGCACAGGAGAUCGAGAAGGCUGUACAUACAGCUGAAGAGUUUCUCAAGGAAAAGAAAGUAGAAUGCAGUCUCGAAGAUCAGCAGCUACUUCAAGAGGCAAUCAAUCUUGGCCAUUUAGCAAGUCGCAAUGUCUUGCGAAAUCUAAGCAAUCUGUAUCACGAGAUGCCCAUAUGCGUUCAAGACCUCCCAGCCGAUUCAGGGUCAUCUUGGUGUCUAGGCGAAGGCUCUGACAAAAAGUGGACAUGCACUUCAGCCAGUCUUCUCCUCAGUUUGCAAAGCAUAGUAUACAACGCGUUGAGGGAUCCUGCCAAAUUCAAUGCGCUUCUCAAUGGAGGUCUGGCCUUGGAAGGAAUCUCAGAAAAGAAGAAACUUCUCGAUUCUCAAACCCCAGCGGAAGAAGCCCCAAGCGAGGGCCGUCGUUCGCCAACCCUUGCUGGCAAUACCAAAAUAGGUCACGAUAACGCUCGGAAACAUCAUAAACACGUUGUCAAUCGUCUCAAACCCAUUGGCGAACUGGAGUCAAAUACUUUCUCGCAUAUUCUCGAUCCAACUCGAAUUACGGCGACGGCCUCGGCGAAAUUAUCAUAUCUGCUAGACAGUAUUAUCAGGUACCAAGACGAGGAAAAAAUCAUCGUCUUUUACGAAAAUCAAAACACCGCUUGGUACUUGGCCAGCAUGGUUCUCCUUAUGGAUCUAUCCCAAGCCGCCUUCGGCCUAGAUAUGCGCGACGCGUCGCGGAUCUACUUCAUCAGCCCGGUCCUGAACCCCCAGGUCGAGGCGCAGGCCAUAGGGCGUGUGCGGAGAAUAAGCCAGAACAAGCCCGUGUCCGUGGAGACUCUCGUGCUACGGAACAGUCUCGAUGAGGUCAUCCUCGAGCGCAAGCUGCAAAUGACACAGGCCGAGCAUCGGCAGACGAAGACGAUCCUGGACAUCCCUUCCAUUUAUAAUUGGAUCAAGGACGCUAAGAUCACGCCUCUUCCCGAGUGCUCGGAAGACCAGGUCUCACAGAUGUCUAACCUCGUCCUAUCACAUCACGUCUUUGGGCGCGGCUUUGGGAGAGUCGCUCACCCUGAUGAGGACCUUGCCCCCAGCAGCCCAGUGAGGCCAUCGAGAAGCGAUCUCGCGCACUCUAAUCUAGAUCAAAACGGCCAGAAGCGACCAUACGAAGCGGGUCCCGGCAAGUUCAUGCGUCAAGAGCGGAUUGUUUCAAGUGAGAAUAGAUUAGAGCUUGAAUUAGAACUCCCUGCUCGUCCCACACGGAGGGUCAAAUUUUCUAUAGAUUAG